UCUCUCUCUCUCUCUCUCUCUCUCUCUCCAGCGAACCAGAAACCCCUCCCUUUUUAUUUUUUUUGGCUUGCGACGGCAGCAACUUCUCACCGUCGCCACCGCCACCACACACCGCCACUUGGGGCGGCACCGGUCCCAUUAGAACCACCUCACUUCCCUCUUCGAUUCUAGACCGGUCCCAGCCUCGAUCCGCCGUCGUGGUCGCCGGAAAUAGCCACGAAAUGGGGCUGUUUUGACAGUUUUUCAACAAACUUUCGGCCUCUCGUUCUCUCUCAUUUCUCCACCAAAUUUGACGAGUAAGGUACUACGACCACGCAUACGCAGUAGGCGGGACCCUUUCAGGGUCAGGCAGUGUGGGACUACUUCCAGUAGUUGACUGAGCUCCGCAGCUGAGCCGGAUCGUGUGCUUACGAGCCUUGAGCCUUCUUUUGUUUUUGCAGGAGACUUCAAGAGGCAUUGUGCACCAUUGAUUGAUUUAGGUUUGAUUAGCAGCAGUUCGUACAGAUCAGCAGGAAAUUUCUGGAGCUGAGGAUGCUUCGACCACCACCACAUCAGACUGCUGCUCGAGGGCGCAAGAAGACACAUCUGACUGCCGCCUCCGAGAGUCCCUCUCUCUCUCUCCCACCACGAGGGUCAACGACACCUCGGGUAAUCGACCACCACCUCCAAGGGUCGACAUCCACCUCUCCCUCUCUCAGCUCCUCUCACCACCGCCUCCAAGGGUCGAGUUCUGCCUCUUCCUCCCUCAGCUCCUCGCUCUCUCUCCCACAACGAAGCUCAACCAUCACCGGUCAGAUCAUCGUCUUUGAGUUCCACGACGUAGAUGAAGUGGGUUGUGAAGCCAGUAAACAUCUAGCCAUGGAUGAUAAUCAGUUCAUGGUUGUGAUGAGUAAGACAUCGGUCACACAAAGCAACACGAUGAUACCUAAAACAUCUGUGGAAAAGAUUCAACUUGACAAACUUUGUACAAGUUGCGAACCGUUUUUCCCUCCACCUCCUAAUGUAAAAAAAAAGUUGAGUACUGUAAGAUUUGGAAUGUUCACCCUCAGAAUCAGUAGAAAAAUAUGCCUGGGUGAAUGGGGGAGUAAAAAAUGGCGAGUAGAAAUUAAAAAUGAAUUAGCACACCGGUGUAGAACAACUAUAGGUAGGGAGUGGCUCACUUUUGUGAGAGAGAACCAACUUCUAGUUGGUGACCAUGUUGUUUUCCGGGUCCUUCCCUCCACUAUGGGGUUGGUGCUGGUUGGCGUUUAUCGCCACAACCCAGCUACUCCUCCCCGUGCUUCCUCCAGUGUUCGUCCACAUGAGGACCAAGACCUGUCGGAGGUGGUCCAGAAGCUUAACGAUGUGAUAAAGCUUCGUAAUGAGGAGUUGGAAGCGAAGGAGGAAACUAUAAGGAAACUUCGUAAUGAGGAGUUGGAAGCGAAGGAGGAAACUAUAAGGAAACUAAGUGAAAGAUUGUUAUCGGAACUAGGUGAAAGAUUGUUAUUGGAGCAAAGGAUUUCUGGACUUGUGAAAAGUCAAGCCGAUAAGAAUGAUUUUCUAGAGAAAAAAAUUCAGCAAGAAUUCGCUGUUGCUCAUUCAACUCUUGCCAUCAUGAACUCUGAGAUUGCUUCAUUGGAAAGUAACUUAAAGGACAUCGAUAGAAACCAUCAACUCAUCUUGAGGACGCAGUGGGAUCAAUUAGCUGAGUUGGAAGUGGUUGUCAAAGAGGAACAACUCAUGAGGGAGCGCUUAUUUAAUACUAUAGAAGGUUCGCAUCAAUUGAUUGCUAAUGAUCCAACCGAAAAUGUUGCUUCAAGAGGUGAAGAUCAAGAACCUGCAACUUUGCCCUCAAGGCCUGAUACAUUGUGACUUGAAGCCUGAGAAUAUACUGGUGAAAAGCUACAGUAGGUGUGAGGUGAAAGUCAUUGAAAGUGUGCUCUUAUCUUUGAAUCCAUCUAGUAAUUUGGUUGGUGAAAUGUUGGACACCAGCUCCUUAACAAACAAACUUUGUUAGAACAACAAGCUUUGCUACUUCUCGUCUCUUUUAAGUUUUUGCCAGAGAGUAAUAUAAAAUAUGCCCUUCUGGCCAGAUUUCAUCCUUGAAAUGUACUGAUCUAGUGAAGUCAAUUUUCCGUCU
Molecule: messenger RNA, 2119 nt
Organism: Prunus persica (peach)
Lineage: Eukaryota; Viridiplantae; Streptophyta; Magnoliopsida; Rosales; Rosaceae
Exons: 10
Coding region: 532-1851 (439 amino acids)
Molecular function (GO): DNA binding
Source: RefSeq, a predicted model, not a curated record